AUCAAGCACCUAGGCAUGCAUACUGCUUCUACAAACAUUUGUGAAAGAAUGGGUCGCUUUCAGGAGUUCAGUGAAUUCAAGUGUGGCACCGUGAUAGAUUGCCACUUAUGCAAUAAGUCCAUCCAUGAAAUUUCCUUGCUACUAAAUAGUCCACGGUUAACUGUUAGUGGUAUUAUAACAAAGUGGAAGCAACUGGAAACAACAGCAACUCAGCCAUAAAGUGGUAGGCCAUGUAAAAUGAUAGAGCAGGGUCAGCGCAUGCUAAAGCGCACAGGGUGCAGAAGCCACCAACAGGCUGCAGAGUCAAUAGCUAAAUUUUGUGUGGCCUUCAGAUUAGCACAACAACAGUCCAUAGAGAGCUUCAUGGAAUGGGUUUCCAUGGCCAAGCAGCUGCAAAGCCUUACAUCACCAAGUGCAAUGCAAAGCGGCAGAUGCAGUGUUGUAAAGCACGCCGCGACUGGACUCCAGAGCAGUACUUGCCUGACUGCAUUGUGCCAAGUGUAAAGUUU
Messenger RNA from Staurois parvus, 509 nucleotides. The record is from the annotation of a GenBank genome assembly. Lineage: Eukaryota; Metazoa; Chordata; Amphibia; Anura; Ranidae.